UUGGCCAUUUCCACAGAGAUGACCAGUGGCCUGCUCUGCCUUUCCCUCUCUUCCCAGGUCCCCCAGGCCAUGGAUACGCCCCGAGCGGCCAAGGCACAGUGUCCCUGGCGUCCAUGCCUCACAGGCCUGCUGCUGCAGCUGCUGUUGGCUCUCUGCUUUUUCUCCUACAUCCGAGUGUCCUACGACCAAACCAGGCCCCCAACUCCUGGUAGCUCCCCAGGACCAGCCUCCACCCCAGCCACCCCUGUCCCCAGGCCCCUCCUCAUCUUACUGUGGACAUGGCCCUUCCACAAUCCAGUGGCUCUGUCCCCCUGCUCUGAGAUGCUCCCAGGCACGGCCGAUUGCCAGCUGACCACCAACCGGGACCUGUACGCCCAAGCAGAUGCCGUCAUCAUCCACCACCGCGAAGUCAGCGCCAAUCCCAGGUCACAGCUGCCACUUCAGCCAAGGCCACCAGGCCAGCGCUGGGUGUGGUUCAGCCUGGAGUCACCCAGCCACUGUAGCCGGUUGUCAGACCUGGACGGUCACUUCAACCUCACCAUGUCCUAUCGCGCUGACUCUGACAUCUUCACGCCCUAUGGCUGGCUGGAGCCGUGGCCAGAGCCUCCAGUCCAAACCCAGGUCAACCUGUCUGUCAAGACUGACCUGGUGGCCUGGGCUGUGUCCAACUGGAACUCCAAGUCGGCUCGGGUGCUGUACUACCAGAACCUUCAGAGUCACCUCCAUGUGGACGUGUAUGGCCGAGGUCACAUGCCGCUUCCCCAAGGGGACAUGAUGGAGACACUGGCCAGGUACAAGUUUUACCUGGCAUUCGAAAAUUCCCUCCACCCAGAUUACAUCACAGAGAAGCUGUGGAGGAAUGCUCUGGAAGCCUGGGCUGUGCCUGUGGUCCUGGGGCCCAGCAGGAAGAACUAUGAACGCUUCCUGCCCCCUGACGCCUUCAUCCAUGUGGAUGAUUUCCAGAGCCCAAAGGACCUGGCUCAGUACCUGCAGGAGCUAGACAGAGAUAGCCUGAGGUACCAGCGUUACUUCCGCUGGAGGAAGAUGCUCAGGCCUCGCUUUUUAAGCAUGUCCCUUGCCUUCUGCAAGGCAUGCAGGCAGCUGCAAUGGGACCAGAGGUACCAGACAGUCUCCAGUGUGGCCUCUUGGUUCCAGUGAGGUUGCUGGCCAGGGUCCUUCGGUCAGUGUCCUACCAAAAGUCAUCAUCUGUAGCCCCUGGGUGACAGACACCUUGUGCUGGCUUGUUUUAUUUCAACUUGAUACAAGCUAGAGUUAUGUGGGUUGAUGGAGCCACAGUUGAGACAAUGUCCCCAUCAGAUUGGCCUGUGGUACGUUUUCUUAAUUAGUGAUUGAUGGGGAGGGCCCAGUCCACUGUGGGUGGUGCCAUCCCUGGGCUGCUGGUCCUGAAUUCUAUAAGAAAGUAGGUUGAGCAAGCCAUGGGGAGCAAGCCAGUAAGCAGCACCCUUCCAUGGCCUUUCCAUCAGAUCCUGUCUCCAGGUUCCUCCCCUGACUCCCUGGAUGAUGGAGUGUAACUGAGCCAUGUAAGCUGAAAUAAAACCUUUCCUACAAAGUUGCUUACCCAUCACGGCAUUUUAUCACAGCCAUAGAAACUCUAAGACAUACCUGCUUUACCUGCUCCCAGCAAACUCUGAUCUGGGUCACUGACUCCCCAGGGUCAUCCCCCCUGCCAGUGGUGGCUGGCUGGUCCUCCUCAGGUGCUUUUGAUACUUAUCACACAACUAUCCCUGUGGAUGUGGGAGUGUGAUACUAUCACCAAUGUCCAGAUGGGAGCAUUGGAAUAGCUAUCACCAAUGUCCAGAUGGGAGCAUUGGAAUAGCUAUCACCAAUGUCCAGAUGGGAGCAUUGGAAUAGCUAUCACCAAUGUCCAGAUGGGAGCAUUGGAAUAACUGACCUGAGACUUUAUUCUAUGAAUCUCAUGCAGAGUGACUGUGUCCUUCCCCUGGGGAUGCUCAGACAAUAUCUGGCGACAUCUGUGGUUGUCACUCUGGAGGAAAGGGGACUGAGAACCAUCCCAGGACAUUGUAAACACUAUUACACCCAUGUAAAAUGUCAUGCAUGGCAGCGUAUGACUGAAACCCCUCUGCUGGCAGCUGGAGACAAGGGGGUCCCAGGACCUGCUGUUGUAGUCAGUCUUGCUGCGUAGGCAGCUGAGGGUCAGUGAGAGACCCUGCUUCAAAACACAUGGUGGAGAGCGACCUCAGAGGACUGCCAGCCUCCAGCCUCUGCCUAUGCUCUCCAUGUCUGCAUACAUGCAUAGGACCGGUCAGUCAGCUGCCAGCUUUGCUGUCUCUCAGAGCUGAUGUCCCCUGGGGUAAAUCCCAGGAAGAUGAGUAGGUCAGGCUGAGAUGGCAUGGGUGAGGGAAAGGCUGCCUGGCACACUAGGUGGGCUACUUGGCCAAGGUGUUUGGGCAGGAAAGCAGGUGAGUGUUGAAGGCCAGUCCGAUGUCCACCUCGGGGAGGAAGUGCACAGGACUGUGGAGAACUGGGUGCCCAACUGGGAGUGAUGGUGCAAUGCCUGCUGUCAGCACCUGGGAGGUCGAGGAAGGACAAUGAGGACUUCAAGGCCUCCCUCCUCUACAUAGAGAGUUGGAGGCAAUCCUGGGUUCCUGGAGACCAUCGGCAAUAACAACACAAAGGGGGAGUGGGUGUGAUCAGAAGCCUCAGCCUUGUGGGUGGCCCUGUGUGGCUCCAGAGCCUGGGUGCAGAGCUGAGGCUGUGGGAGACACUCUGUUUACGUUUCCAUCUCCUGGUAGGUUCCACCCGGCUCUGCGGCUGGCAUGUUGGAAGUGGGUGGGAGACAGGAGGCCAAGGUCCCCGCAGGCCUGGGUGGGAGGCUGUUUUCCUGAGCAUGGGGACACACGCCCUCCUGGGCAAGGGAGCCUGGGGAGCACAGCUUUGGACUCCCAGACCAGCUCUGAGGUUCCAUGGUCUGACCACACUGGGGAAACUGAGGCCAGGAACAAUCACUAACAGUUACUGGGUUCCACAGCAUGUGGGGGUUCCAGCCUUUGGGCCACCUUUGGCUGAUUCAGAUGGAACGGAGUGGGAAAUCCAUCUCCUCACUCCUUGUGUCUCAAGAAGCUGAGAGGCUGGACAGGGCUCUGGGGCAGGGGUCUGGUCCCAAGCCCUCUCCCACAGAGAACACCACAGGCUGGGGCAGCGCCACAUCCUGCAGGGCGCCCAGGAGGUCUUGCUGAGCUGAUCUGGGUGAAGAGGGAUGCCCUUGGGAGCCCCCACUCUGGGUCACUGGGGCAGGGGUGCAUUUGUCUUCAGUCUACUGACCAUUGGGAAAGCUGGACAGGGACAGACACCCCUACUCCCCAACCCAAGUGUCUGCAGAUGCCAGGGUCAUAGCAAGUUGUGAUUAAAGUGACCUUGCCCUUUGCUGGGCAGCAAUUUCCUCCCAGAUAAAACGUUCCAUCCUACAGAGAGGCUCCUUAAGCUGGAAAGUAAACAAAACAGCUUCAGGAAGUCCCUGAAACCAACCAGUUUCACUAGGCCCCUUCUUGCCAGAGUGAGCAAUAAAAACAGAGGGUCCCCUCAGGAAGCCCAGCUGCUUGGAAGAGGCUCUGACCAGCUGAGGCACCUGGCAGUCUCUAGUCUGUCCUGUGUCCUGCAGGCUGUGCAGUACACUCCAGAUUCCCAGCUCUGUGAGCCAUCACCCAUGCUGGUGUGGGCCUUGGUGACGCAGCUGUCUCCCCUCACCCAUAUGCCUGUCAGUGACCCCAGGAAAACUCACAGUUCACCAAGUGGGACUUGGGUGGUGUCUGUACUUUGGCCUGCUGUGGAUUCUCUACUGAGGUGAGUGGACGUGUGUGUUGUGUGUCCCCAGGAAAAGUCUUUCUUUCACACAACAUUGGCACCAGAAGAGGGCCACCGCAGAAUCAAGGACGAGUUGGGGAGUGCAUAGUCCAGGCUGUGGGUGGCAAGGCAUGCUACUGAGGCCAUCAGCCUGAGUGGCGGACACCGCAGAGGAGACUCCAGUAGGGCCGUUCUCCCCUGAGUGCUGUGGGGUGACUAUGUAGGUAGUAAGUCGUGGAACUGCGGCUGAGCCUUCAGGAUCAGGAGUGUCCUUGGGUGGAAUCCCAGCAGGCAGUCUCCCUCUGUGUGGUAUGUGGUGGUAUACCUACUUGAUGAGUAGGGUCCUCCACAGGAAUACAGAGAUGCCCUGAAGACACUUACAGCUUUAGAGACCAUUUUGUAGUCUUUAAGAUUAGCACACGGGCGGUGGUGGCGCACGCCUUUAAUCCCAGCACUCGCGAGGCAGAGGCCGGCGGAUCUCUGUGAGUUCGAGGCCAGCCUGGGCUACCAAGUGAGUGCCAGGAAAGGCGCAAAGCUACACAGAGAAACCCUGU
Peromyscus californicus insignis is the source of this 4376-nucleotide messenger RNA. RefSeq names its product 4-galactosyl-N-acetylglucosaminide 3-alpha-L-fucosyltransferase FUT6-like. The transcript has a single exon. Bases 19 to 1158 code for a protein of 379 amino acids. Lineage: Eukaryota; Metazoa; Chordata; Mammalia; Rodentia; Cricetidae. The record is from RefSeq and is a predicted model, not a curated record. Gene Ontology annotation, cellular component: membrane. Gene Ontology annotation, molecular function: alpha-(1->3)-fucosyltransferase activity.